AUGGCCACGCCCGGGGACUUCAUCCUACCUCCGGGGGCAGGGCUAGCGCCGCCCUUGCUAACCGCAACUUCAUUAUUGUCUGCUGCGUUGAGUUUCAGUUUAGCCAUUUUCUUUCAGAUCAUGGCCACGCCCGGGGACUUCAUCCUACCUCCGGGGGCAGGGCUAGCGCCGCCCUUGCUAACCGCAACUUCAUUAUUGUCUGCUGCGUUGAGUUUCAGUUUAGGAUUUAUUCUGUUGAGUUUAUCUGAUCUCACCGAAGGGCCGCGAGGGCCAUCAGGAACUGUCGGGGUCCUUGGUAUUACAGGAUUUACUGGAUCAACUGGAUCAUUAGGAUCAACAGGAUCAACUGGAUCAACAGGAUCUACAGGAUCAACUGGAUCAGCAGGAUUAACCGCUGAAAUCGGUGAAAUCGGUGAAAUCGGUGAAACCGGUUCAACUGGUGAAUUUGGUUCAGCUGGAACAACUGGAGAAACAGGUUUACCUGGAGCAACAGGACCAACUGGUGAAACCGGUGCUUCCGGUAUGACUGGUGAACGUGGUAUUGUACAAAUGAUUGGGUAAGAGUGCGAAAAAAUACCUUGUAUUAUGUAGA
Messenger RNA from Pecten maximus, 592 nucleotides. RefSeq names its product sericin-1-like. The transcript has 3 exons. NCBI's taxonomy places the organism in Eukaryota, Metazoa, Mollusca, Bivalvia, Pectinida, Pectinidae. The coding region runs from base 1 to 561 and encodes 186 amino acids. The record is from RefSeq and is a predicted model, not a curated record.